AUAAACAAGAAAUUGCCUGGUCAAACCUGUGAGAACUGUUUUCUGACUGCCAAAAAGAUCGGUACUGACACCAGAAUGGCAGCCACCCUCAAGUUGUUAAAACCUUUAGGAUAUCGAACACUUUACAAUCCUUUUGUCUUCAGUGCAGCCCAAAGUGUGACGUAUCGGAAUGUGAGAAGCAGCACAGAGCAUGGGGGACAGGACCCUCCGGAAUGCGGUAGUCCCUGCCAUUCUGCCAAAAAAGUUAAGAAUAUCUGUAGCACGUCCUUUUCUCGGAGAACUGUCACUACCAGCAGUGCCCUCCUGGGUUUGGAAUUCAACAAGGCCUCUACCUCUAAAGCCAGCACAUUGCAGCAGGGCUCACCCAGAGCCGUGAGAGUUGAUGAAGAGGACGUAGAAGUUUUUGAUACCCUUGAAGACCCCCGAGUUUUCCUACAGCUAAGACCAGAGUACCAGCUUCACAGCUAUCACAGAACUGAGACUUGUCAGCCCCUUUCUGUUUCAGAAGGUGAACUAAUUUUGCACAAAGUCACAGUUUAUGAACAUAAUCUCCAGCCUCAAACCAUUGCUGAUUAUUUCUGUAAGCUGAGCUCUCUGCCUGCAGAACAGCAUCCUGUUUUGCUCUCCAGUACCAGCUUUGCUUUGCUCUGCCAGCUGAGUGUGAAAAACAUACAGUUCUUUGACACCCCAGAUCUGAUCAAUAUUUUGAAAGCCUUUGUCGGUUUAGGAAUCCCUCACUCCCAUUCAAUGUUAGCUGUGUAUGAAACCAAAUUUUGCCAUAAGGUAUGGGAGAUGAGUCUGGAUCAACUUCUGUUGGUAGCUGAUCUCUGGCGGUACUUAGGCCGUAGAGUAUCUCGGUUUUUAAAAAUCUUUUUUAGCUAUCUUAAUUUGCACUGGAAAGAUCUUUCCUUGUCCCAGCUGGUUCACUUAAUUUAUAUUAUAGGUGAAAAUCGUCAGGUACCCGAGGACCUAAUGCAAAAACUGGAAUCAUUGAUCCUUAAGUAUAUAGAUUCGAUCAAUUUAGAGGAGGUUGGUACGAUCUGUUUGGGGUUCUUUAAAUCAAGUAGCAGUCUCUCUGAAUUUGUCAUGAGAAAAAUUGGAGACUUAGCUUGUGCUGACAUGCAGCAUCUGAGUAGUCACGCCUUAGUGAAUAUUCUUAAAAUGUUCCGUUUCACUCAUGUGGAUCACAUAAAUUUCAUGAAACAAUUUGGAGAAAUUGCUCCUCAGCGCAUUCCUUCCCUGGGAGUUCAGGGCGUUAUGCACCUGACUCUUGCCUGCUCAGCCUUACGCAUUCUGGAUGAAGGAGUAAUGAACGCUGUGGCUGCUUCGUUGCCUCCUAGAGUAGCACACUGUCGAAGUAAAGAUGUUGCCAAGAUUCUGUGGUCAUUUGGAACUCUGAAUUAUAAGCCACCUAAUGCAGAAGAAUUUUAUUCCAGCCUGAUAAAUGAGAUGCACAGAAAGAUGCCUGAAUUCAGCCAAUACCCAGAACACCUACUCACCUGCCUGCUGGGCCUGGCAUUUUCCGAGUACUUUCCAAUGGAGUUAAUCGAUUUUGCUCUGAGUCCAGGGUUUGUCAGGUUAGCUCAGGAGAGAAGCAAGUUUGAACUCACUAAGGAACUAUGUACUCUUGAUGGUACAGUUGGCAUUGAGUGUCCAGAUUACAGAGGUAAUCGUCUUUGUUCUCACCUGCAGCAAGAGGGGUCUGAAAUUCUGUGGAAUUUAGCAAGGAAGGAUAUGAACUCAAAGCCUGAAUUCCUAGAAAUUCUUUUUUUACUUGAAACCAUGUUGGGUGGGCCCCAGUACAUCAAGUACCAUAUGAUUUUGCCUCAUACCCGAUCUUCUGACUUAGAGGUCCAGCUUGAUGUUAACAUGAAGCCAUUACCAUUUAAUAGAGAAGCCACACCAGGUGAAAACAUAGCCAAAUUAAACCUUAAGCAUGAGGGAGUCAGCCUCACAGAUGAUUUGAUGAAUCAAUUACUAAAAGGGAAAGCAAGAGUACAUUCCCAGGGGGAAAUUGAGUCAGAGACUGGGCAGCAACCCAUGGAAUUAGAGAAUAAGACAGAGACCCAUGGGGGGCUCUCUUUGCAAUGUGGCAGAUUGGUCAGGGCCCAUGGAGAUGGCUGGCCUGUGCCCCCCAGGCAGCGUCCAGGCCCCAGCAGUGAAGCUGGCCAUUCAAAUGACAAAUAAGAACCAAUAUUGCUAUGGUUCCAGGAAUCUGCUUGGACUGCAUAAUAUGAAGAGACGGCAGCUGGUUCGGCUUGGCUAUCGUGUGGUAGAGUUAGCCCACUGGGAAUGGCUCCCACUGCUGAAACGAACUCGCUUAGAAAAGCUGGCAUUCCUCCAUGAGAAAGUAUUCACCUCUGC
Messenger RNA from Propithecus coquereli (Coquerel's sifaka), 2364 nucleotides. It is a transcript of the gene FASTKD5, whose product is annotated as FAST kinase domains 5. Gene Ontology annotation, biological process: regulation of mitochondrial mRNA stability; mitochondrial RNA processing. Gene Ontology annotation, cellular component: ribonucleoprotein granule; mitochondrial matrix. NCBI's taxonomy places the organism in Eukaryota, Metazoa, Chordata, Mammalia, Primates, Indriidae. The record is from RefSeq and is a predicted model, not a curated record. Gene Ontology annotation, molecular function: RNA binding.